AUGCAUUUCAUGUCUGCCAUCGUGUGUUUUGCUACAGUCAGCGCUGUCGCCGCGAUCCCAACUGGUGGGACCGAAUCCCAGUGUACCACGUCCCAGGCCAAUAAAUGCUGUUCUAGUCUCACGAAUGGUAUCUUGAACAUCAACAUUCUGCCUGCACUGUGUGUUCCUUUGCUUGGUGCCUGCAAUAAUCAGGCAGCAUGCUGCGAAUCCAACGGAAUUGGGCUUUUGAACUGCCUGACUGUGCAGGUUUAA
Penicillium longicatenatum is the source of this 252-nucleotide messenger RNA. RefSeq lists its product as uncharacterized. Bases 1 to 252 code for a protein of 83 amino acids. The record is from RefSeq and is a predicted model, not a curated record. The transcript is spliced from 3 exons. NCBI's taxonomy places the organism in Eukaryota, Fungi, Ascomycota, Eurotiomycetes, Eurotiales, Aspergillaceae.